Messenger RNA from Eremomyces bilateralis CBS 781.70, 609 nucleotides. RefSeq lists its product as uncharacterized. The record is from RefSeq and is a predicted model, not a curated record. Bases 214 to 600 code for a protein of 128 amino acids. Lineage: Eukaryota; Fungi; Ascomycota; Dothideomycetes; Eremomycetales; Eremomycetaceae. The transcript is spliced from 2 exons.
UUCGUUUGUAAGGCUGGCGAUUCGAAUUUUCGGAGAUCGGAGUGGUUGUUGGUAUUAGGCGGCCGGUUCUUGUGGACUCAACAAAAUCUCACGCGACGUGAUGGUGAAAGGUUGCAAAAACCGGUGAAAGCUGGAAUGGAAAGGGCCAACAGGCACUAGGGAUCAGGCUGGAUGGCGUGUUGCUAAGUUACUAGCAGACGAUGAUGUUGAGCAAUGGAGUUAUGCCUUGUAAAGGUUCUCGUCAGGAAUUCAGGUGAAGUGAAAGAGUUGUUUUGUCGUGAAGGGGACAGGAGAGGAGGGAGUCGAGAAGGGGGCGGAGGAGGCUGUGGCAGUGACAAAGAUCCACUCUCCUGUGGUGAGUGGUGUGUGUCUGGUGCUUUGAACUUUGAAGGGGGAGACCGGGGAAUUGGUGGUCGAGGCUCAAGAAUGGUGGUUUCGGGCAAGGAUGACACAGGUCGAAGCUCGAUAUGUGUGGGUUGGACAGCUCCCGAUCAAUGGGAUGGAGGUGGAUAUGGAUGUGAGAGGGAUGAUUUUCAAGAAAGAGUGAGAAGAGGAAGACGUUGUCAGUUGUGCUCACGCCGUUUCAGGACUGAGUGUUGAAGCGCGAGU